Molecule: messenger RNA, 528 nt
Organism: Prunus armeniaca (apricot)
Lineage: Eukaryota; Viridiplantae; Streptophyta; Magnoliopsida; Rosales; Rosaceae
Source: the annotation of a GenBank genome assembly
AUGGAAAGCACAGUAUUUGUUAGUAUCCCUCUUGUUCGGAUCUCAUUUCAAGGGUGGCAGCCUUUUUAUCCAAGACUUUUCUACGGCGAUUCGAUCGUCAUCCCAGAGCGCGUAGCGUUCCGCAGUCGAGUAGACCUCUGCCAGAGUUUGGCUAAGAGUGAUAGUCAGCUCGCGGGAUUCGUCGGACUUCUUGCGCAAGUUGUACAGGUGGUUAGGGUUCUUCUUGAUUGUUCAGUAAGAGGUGUAUUCUUUGGUGAAGACGUACGCCAGCUCCUUGAAGCUGCUGAUCGACCCGGAUGGCAGGGUGUGGAACCAAUCUUGGGCUGCUCCUCGCAAGGCGUUGAGAACUGCUUCGAGGGAGCAGCCUGCUCGAUUUCGGCCGUGAAAGGCGUGGAGUUUGCCUGGUCGAUCUCCUUACGUAGUACAUCUUCGAAAUUCCUCCCAGUCUUCAAGUCUCGAAGUCGGUCAUUUACAAGCUUCUCUAUGUCCUACACACACAUUGUUGGUCGGUCUCGUUGGCGACGCUGA